CAGAGAUUUGCAGCGGUGGGGAAGGCAUACGUCACAGGCAUAAUGGCGGAUGCUGGUUGAGAAGGAGAAUUACUCCAUGAAGCGGCACUGAAACCAACUUCAUCGCCAGCCGACGAGGUGAUCGCUGGUCCAAACAUGGCCUGCAAUUCAAGCCAGGAGAGAAAAAUCGACAAGGAUAGCGCCCAGGCCGAAGACCUGACCUCGGAGGAUUGCGAUAGCAAGAAACAAUUGUUGUCAGCCUCUAGCACGGCCACAUCCAAGCAAAAUGGCGAUCAAGCUGGAUGCGAAGACGAGCAAAUGUCUGAACAAGAUGCUUCUGAGCGUCGGAGGGCCGGCGUGUUGGACCUCAAAAUCAACAGCAGUUCGCCUUCGACGUUACCGAAGUCGACCGACGAGCUGCCAAGGAGGAAUUUUCAGAUUCCAAGGAAGAUCAAGGAGCGGAAAGGUCUUCUCCAGCACUUGUCUCCAGAUUCAAGAGAGUUUGAAGAGAUUGUGAAGCUUCUCUCCACAUUCUAUCUGGAUUCCUCCUCUCGUGGGACUUUCACCUACACCAAAGCUUCUCUCAUUCACAAUGAGCUCUUAGAGAAAGAGUUCAUCGAAAAGAAAAGGGAGUUGAAGCAGAAUGGAAGGACAGAGGCAGAACUCGCCGAAUCUUAUGCUUUUCUGCUGCCAGAGAAAAAUAAGGUUCACUGGAUCUGUGAAAAGGGGCUGUCUGUAGGACAUUCACGGAUCAGCAAUCUAGGAAGCCCUGGCAAAGGGAUUUACCUCUCAAAAUGCUCAGAUUUGUUACAAAUGAAUCCAUUUGAAGUGGGUGCUACUGGAGACAUAAUACUAUUUAAAGUCAUGAAGGGUAAAGUGAAGACAAUAUUUGAGAAUAUGCCUAAAAGUAAUCUUGAGCCCAUUCCUAAAUAUGACUGCCAUGUGUACAAGAAUGCCAGCAAAGUGACUUCAUUGUUGUCCUAUAGGGCCUUUGAACACACUCAGCAAUACUUGUAUGAAUUUGCAUUUGAGGAGUUACGAUCAAGGCCCCGGCACGUGUUACCAUAUGCGGUUGUGUCUUUUCAAUAUAAAGGCAAAGAGUCGGUCACGGCUGCACACAGUAGGUUAAACAGCACUGUGUAUGAAGCUUCAAGAGUCCGGAGGAGAUAUACAGUUUGGAGUGGCUCACUUGUGAAUAAAGGAGAAGAGCUCUAUCAAGUGUACAUCCGGUCCACAAGUCUCCCUCUUCUCCCCCUUAAACUGCCGGACAAGCUUGAUGUCAGUGUGGCAAUGCAUCUGGAUCAAUUAAAGCGAAAGAUCCCGUCUGUUCUGUUAUCGUGGGACACGUACACUGGAUCGCGUGAGGUGUUGAAGUGUGGGAUGUACUGCAGUCUUUAUGAAGUCAUAGGAAAGAGUAAACAGGAAAAUAGUCUCUCCGGAUUGGUACAGCGGCUUGAGAAAGACCGAAUGGUACUGGUAAAGCCGUUGAUAGACAAAGGAUUUCUCUUUCUCCUCUCGUCCUCUCACUUGCAAACUUCCAGCGAGAGGCGAGGCAGAAAUGACAAGGGCUUACACGCGCUUUAUAUCUUUCAAGAACAAAGAAACAUGUCCAGGUUAAUUUCGAAGAACUCUGAAGUAAAUGGAGACCCUCUGGUUUCAUUAGAGCCUAAACACCCAAUCACCCAUCAACUCGAUAACUUUGUACCUGCCCUGCACCACGGACUCUUCAAGCUACGUGCCAGUCCUCCCAAAGACCUUUCCGGGGGGCUAAAACGUCAGGCACUGGACUACCUGAGGCAGCAGGAACAAGGCGCCAUACGACCCUUUCAUGUGGUGGAGUACCGCCACACUUUGGACGAUCGGACGAAUCUACACCCAGCACCUCGUCCUAAGAACAUGGACAUAGCGCUAAGUUCUUACAUGAAGGGGCCGGCACAGUUUCAACUGUCGGUGGAAGCGCUGGUAAUAGACAGUAGACCUGUGAUGGGGUCUCCACCAGCAGGUGCUGAAGAGUACAGCCCCGUGUCAGAUUGGGGAGGGUCAGACAGACAAGCGGCAAGCAGCAGUACGCCUGGAGUCUCUCAGUCCAACGGUGGAGCUCAGAGAACACAGGGAGAGUAUGACAAAGACAAGAUGGAGAAAUUGCUUAAAUUGAUACAUCUACAUAAGAGGAAUUUAGGGAAGGAAGAAGGGAGUGGGCCUGAGAGAGAAGAGGAGUGGGAUGCCGCCAGCCUUAAGAGAAGGCUGGAAAGGGAAGGUCCUGGAGGCGUUAACAAGUACCUGAGGACCAGUCUGCUGAACGGGGAACCAGGAAGAGUGGCUGUGGACAGCAUGGCACUGUGCGACACGGACCUGCGUGAGCGUGAGUCCCCGACCACCAGUCUUAGGGACACACACACCCUGCUCAAACUCUUCCUCGGUACACUCAAGAAGAUGGCCCAGCACGCUAACAAUGCUAGCAGCAUGGACCCAAACAGCAUGGAGCAGAGUCUCGAACCCGCCGACCUGGCCGCCUGCAGUGACCUUGAUCUGCGUGCCAGGCGUUCGGAGGAAGAGCAGGUUAACCAGGAUUCCUCAGAGGAACAGAUAACUGGAAGCAGGAGCAGCAUGGAUGUGCACAGUCCUUCCUCUAGUAUGGAGCAGAAGCCAUCCUGUCCGGCAGAGACCUUGAACCAGAGCCACAAUCUGUGGAGAACGUCUAGCACUGCGGAAGUAAGUGAGGCUUGUGUGAUUGGAAUAGAGAAGCAAGUCCAGACUUUGGGGAGAUCAGUGGACACCAUCGUCGACAGCGAGUUCCAAAACUUCUGCACAGGCAUCCAAGAACUGAUGGAUGCACAGCAUUUAGUGUACAUCCCCCCUCCUCCUCUGCCUCGACUCGAGGAGCAUGCCAUCUGGUCAAGCUCGGCCUUUUCUCCUUUCGUUUCGAAAUACGUCUCCUCACUGCCUGUACACGGGUACGUCAGCAGUCUCUGUGAGAAGAUGAGCUGCUUGAUUAGAUCUCCCAACAUGUCUUCAGAACCUUUUGCCGUCACAAUACCAGUCGUUGCUGCUCCACUGCCCACCCCCUUACCAUCUGCCCUGCCCCCUUCUGCCAUGCCGCCUCCUACCCCACCCAUCCUACCCUCGCCGCCUGCCACUUUUCACACUAAAACAUCAUCUCCAGUGCCUAAAUCUCAGGCUUCGUUGAGCAAGCCUCAAGCUCCUGCACCUACCCCUAAGCAACCUCAGGCUUCAGAUAUCCCUCGUCUCGGCACGGUCAAAGAGGCCCAUUUGGUUUCGGUAGGAAAAUCGACUGAACCAAAUGUUUUGGAAAGUCCUAUGUGCUCACCAUCAAAAGCAAGUGCCGGUCAGCCUCCGGCACCUUCAGUUCCAGAGAUGCCGUCAGACACUGCACCUGCGGGAUCAUCGAGCGCUGUGGGGAGCAACAUCAUGGAACAAAUCCAACCGGAUAUGUUGUGCACGCUGGUGGAGAUCAUGCAGAAGAAUGCAGUGAGGUUUUUCAUUCAAAGAGGAGAUGUGGAGAGUGAACUCUGUUCCGAGAUCAAGGACUAUUUGCAAAGUCUUGGCAACAUUGAUUGCAACCCACAGAGUUACCUGGAGAUGAAAAGUCAACAAAAGUUCAUGAUAAUCAUUCAGAAUGAGGAUAUCGCAACUCAUGUACAUAAGAUCCCAGCGCUGGUGUCUCUGAAGAAGAUGUCCACAGUUUACUUUGCCGGAGUUGACAGUCUGGAUGAUGUGAAAAAUCGAACCUACAAUGAGCUUUUUGUGUCAGGAGGUCUCAUUGUGACAGAUGAGCUCAUUCUAAACCCUGACAAUAUAACUCUAGAAAAGCUCAAGGCAUUUCUAAAGUUUCUGGAGAAUCAGGGCUCACCCUGGAAGUGGAAGGUGCACUGUAAGACUCAGAAGAAGCUUAAGGAGCUCAGCAGGUUAAACACUGAGGCCCUGGAUUUGUUAAACCUGCUGACAGCCUACCAGAAGAAACACCUGGUGGAGUUCCUGCCUUACCAUGAAUGUGACGCUCCAUCUAGGCAGGCUCCUGAUUUGGAGUGUUUGGUGAAGUUGCAAGCUCAACACACACAGCUCAGACAUAUCAUCUUCCUGACAGAAAAGCGUGACGACUCAUUCUCGCAGUUCUCUGGCAGUGGAGUCAUUGUUGCGGGUAUGAAUGACAUCAUGAACAACUUCCAGAGUUUGCUCAGUGUUCCAGAAGAAUUUACUCUACCUGAUCCAGUGGAGCCCGAUGCAGUUGUGGAUGAGGAGGACAUGUCCAUCGACUCUGAAGAUGACAUGCUGGUUAUCUCUGAGACUUCCAUACAGACCGAAAAUCCCCCUGAAGAGCCGACGGCACCUCUGCCCCCUCCACCUCAGACUGAUGGUUUCCGCCCUCCUCUCCCUGAUCUGCCAGCUUUGGACCCCAUUAUGAAUCCCCUUACAGUUCCAAAUCCACCUCCCUUUCCCAGCCAUAGCUCUUACCCGGCUGAUUACGCUGCUCUCAAAUCUGCCAUCGCUCAGUAUAAAGUCGCCAAUAAGGAGGCUCAUCCUGGGCCUGAGGUGGAGGACCCCCUGUCCAAUUUUGGGGUAAACACCCAUCAGAGCUACCUGUGUCCCAAUUCAGCACAGUGGAGCCCUUACUCUGGGUCUCCUGCAUACCACAUGUCCUCUGCGUAUUCAUCCCCUGUCAGGGUGGCCUCCAAAGGAGACUAUAGUCUCACUGCUCCUCCACACACCUCCACCCUGCCCAUCACCAUUCCCCCACUCCAUCUCCCCUCCUUCCCUCAGCUCCCCACCUUCCCUCAGCUCCCUGUCAGCUCAGUGGAGGUGCCACCUGUUCCAGAAUCAGCUCCCUCAAUACAGAUUCCUGCUCCACCCCUGCUUGUUUCUGACGGUGUGGCGGCUGGGGCACCAACAGCAAGCAAUGCCAGUCAACCGGGAUCUCAGGAUGCUAAGAUAGGUGUAGAAGCUUCUUCGUCCUGUUCCUCUCUCCAACCUACUUUUCCGUCCUACGCUGAUGGUACUCACUUUCCGGCCCUCACUCCUGUUCCUCCUAUUCCUCCUCUUUAUAACUGGCGGCCCACAGCGGAGUCUCAGCACAGUUUUACAGCUGGACAGAGUUUGGGAGGAUUCUGUGCUCUUCCUUCCACCCAAACCGAAGCCACAGGAGCUACAGAUGGUUCUAGGGUGGGAGCAGGUGAGACCGGAAAUUCCAGUAGUCAAGAAGAAAGCACACCUGCUCCAGCCACCUCCACAGGAGGUCCUGUACAGCAGGAUGUAGAUGGAGAGAAAGGAGCUGCGCCAGGUAGUGGUCUGCCAGGUAGUGGUGCGCCAGGUAGUGGUGCGCCAGGUAGUAGUGCACCAGGUAUUGCUGCGCCAGUUAGUUUGAUGUCGUGCAGCCAAGGCAGCAGAACUCCGGUGAGCUCUUUCUCAGAUAGUCAUGGAGGUAGUCAGCCCCCUCCCACCCGGGGUGGCACAGCUGGCAGAGGACUCCUGCCCAUCCCAGGAGCUACCCUGGGGGCUCUGUGCCGGGGUGGGUCAGCUAGACUGAGCUCACACCACAACAACAUGUACGGCCACAGAGGAGGCUUUCCCGGACCCGUUGAUAUGAUGCGCGGUGGUUUCAGGGGUAGAGGAUUACCACCACCACCCAUGCCCAUGAGAUCAAGACCAGGUCGGGGUCACAUCAGAGGAGGUUGUAACUGGGGAUAUCCUCCUGGGAGGGGAGGGGGUGGCCGCCCGGACUACUAUUCAGACUACACCUACAACUAAAUGCCAAUGGGAACGUCACAGGCUCCCCUAUAGACUACUGGCAUUAAGAAUGUACAUAUUUAACUGUUAGAGCACAUCAAAUCAAAAUGUCAUGAAAUGAAAAAAUAAACAGAAAUCUGGUUUUGUACAAAUGAGAUUUGUGACUCAGACAGUGGCCAGAGAUUCACUGUUUCAAGUAAUGCUCUUCCUAAAAUGAGAUGUUUGAGAAACCUUGUUCAUACCACUAUAUUUAUAUUGCCAAGAAAUGUAAUUGCCUUUCAAUGUUUCAUUUUUGUCAAUAGUUUUUGUUGGGAUUUUCAAAACAAUUUGUGAACAAGGAGCAAAUUGCAGACGAUAUUUUUUUAAAGAGAAAAGUUGAGUCAUUCUUCAUUUUAGCUGUUAUGGUUUUUUUUACAUUCUUGGUUGUACAGAUGUUCUAUUAAAACAAGGUUGUAUCAAA
Molecule: messenger RNA, 6181 nt
Organism: Triplophysa dalaica
Lineage: Eukaryota; Metazoa; Chordata; Actinopteri; Cypriniformes; Nemacheilidae
Gene: tasorb
Product: transcription activation suppressor b
Exons: 23
Coding region: 136-5742 (1868 amino acids)
Biological process (GO): protein localization to heterochromatin; negative regulation of gene expression, epigenetic
Cellular component (GO): heterochromatin; nucleoplasm
Molecular function (GO): chromatin binding
Source: RefSeq, a predicted model, not a curated record